This is a messenger RNA of Coffea arabica (coffee), 1008 nucleotides long. RefSeq lists its product as uncharacterized. Lineage: Eukaryota; Viridiplantae; Streptophyta; Magnoliopsida; Gentianales; Rubiaceae. The record is from RefSeq and is a predicted model, not a curated record.
AUGGAACAAGAAGGGCUCUCCCGACCUCCCCGUCCCUUGGUCGGGGACAAUAGCAGGCGGGACCAAGGUCUGUACUACGCAUAUCACCGGGAUGUGGGACAUGAUACGGAGGACUGCCGUCACCUCAAGAAAGACAUUGAAAAGUUGAUCAGACGAGACCACCUUGGCCAAUUCGUGCGUGAGGACCGAACUGACCAGCGGCGGAGGAGGCCCAGACCGGAACACCCGAGCUACCCCCGAGACCGGUCUCAGGGGUCUCGUGGCCGAACUCCCGAGCAGGAGGCUCAGAAUCUGGCCGGGGUGAUCAACACUAUUGCAGGAGGACCAGUGAGAGGCAAUAGCCAUGCAGCUCGGCAGCACAACCGCCCUCUCCCCAGCGGAGAGAGUUCGAGCAAACGAUUGAAAAUGUACGAGAAAAUCAUUUACGGACCUGAGGAUGCGGUCCCGUUGGCCUCUAAUAAUCAUGAAGCCAUCGUGAUAGAGGUCUUUACCUGCAACUACAAGAUGAAGAAGGUAUACAUAGAAAAUGGUAGUGCCAUAGACGUGUUGUAUUAUAAGACCUUUAAGGAGCUACAGCUAGAGGACAGACAGCUCGUCCCAGUUCAAACCCCCCUGAUCGGUUUCGCAAGUCCCCCGGUGAGGCCGGAGGGGAUGAUAACUCUCAUGGUGACGGUGGAGGUGUCUCCGAGGUGCCGAAUUGUUCCGGUGAAUUUUGCGGUGGUAAAAGAACCCUCAUCGUACAAUAUGAUUCUGAGACGACCCACCUUGAACGCCCUUCGGGCUGUCUGCUCCACCCUACACCUCAGCAUGAAGUUCCCUACUCCUGCUGGGGUAGCUGAGGUGCUGGGAGAUCCGGAGGUGGCUAGGGCAUGUUAUAUUGCCACCCUCAAGGGCAAAGAGAAAUUGGUAGCUCAGACAGCUUGUUUGGAGCCGUGGGAACCCAUGGAGAAAGGAGAGAGACUAGAAACGGAUGAAGGGCUGGUCGAGCUGCCUGUGUGUCGCGACUAA